Messenger RNA from Lactuca virosa, 240 nucleotides. NCBI's taxonomy places the organism in Eukaryota, Viridiplantae, Streptophyta, Magnoliopsida, Asterales, Asteraceae. The record is from the annotation of a GenBank genome assembly.
AUGUCACGUCAUGCCACUGCAACAAUGGGGCUUGCCAUGUCAUUAAGAGAUGGUUCAAUAAAUCUUUCAAAUUCUUGGAAUCGUCAACUCUCCACAACAUCAAACGCAAGUAUAGAGCUAAGUUUAGGCUCAGACUCUUCAGUUGCUGUUGGAUGGAGAAAGAAAGACCAAAAAAUGGCUGCAGCAGGAGAGAUUAGGUUGCUCGAUACACCCGUAGAUUCUCCACAAACAGGGGCGUAG